CUGGAUGUGAAGUUGUGCUGUGGCUGUGGACGGGGAGACGUUGAAUUCCAGAACCCAACAUUUGGGGGCUCGUCCGUUUAGCAUGGCUACUACCAGGAGUGCCAGAAGACAGCUAAUAAGUGAUUUGAAGGAGGAGGGAAAGCUAAUUGGGCUGACCGAUGACAGUUUGGCGGAGUGGGUGAAGGAAGAGUUGAGGAGGGUGGAAGAUGCGAAGGUCGAGGUUGUAGCAAAGGUAUGUAACCCUGUACCCCGCUUGAGGGAUGUGGCGGCGAUGACGGUGGACGAAGACCUGGGUGCGUAUGUGAGGCAUUUUGUGAGUCAGGCAAAGAGACAAGGCAUUGACCCCAAGGACUGGUCGCUCCUUCUGACGGACAAGAUGAGUGGACAACUGAAGACUUUCCUCGUUGAGACGGGACUGAACCUGCAUCAUGACUUCGAGUCAGUAAAGGUAAAGUUAUUCACGCACGCAGGUUUCAACGAGGAAAAGUAUAGGGUCAGAUUCCACCAGCUAGUACCAACACACGACGACAUGAGAAGCUUCGCAGUCAACACAGAAGCCGCUUUGAGAGCGUGGGUCCAGCAGUCGGGAAUAAAGGAAACGUUUGAGGACUUGGUGAACCUCCUGAUAGUUGAUCGGAUGAAAUCAGUUGUUACUGGUGAUCUGUUGGAGAGGCUGAAUGGUGCUGCUAAGGUAAGUGUGGAAGAUAAUCUUAAAGUUAUUGACAACUAUAAGAGCACUCAAAACGCUAGAGUAAACAAAACCCCUCCGUACGUCGCUGCUAGUUCGACAGCAGAGAGGAUACCCUGGCAAAACAAGACACCGCGAUCUCCAGGACGCCACACUUGUCCUUCCACGGAAGCAAUUGUGUGCUACUCAUGCGGGGGAGUUGACCAUAUAGCGGGAGUCUGUCAUACCUCUAGCGAAUCAGGUAAACGACAGGCACGACAAGCUGGUUUACAACCGAUGCAUGGUGUCAGCAAGGUCAGUCUGAGCAGUAAAUGCUACACAUGUGGACGUUAUGGACACUAUGCCAGGGAUUGUCAUAGCAAUAGUAAUAGCGGUUUUCCUUGGAGAAAUAGGUCAGAUAAAAGAGCGGUUGUGGAGUAUGGAAACAACAAAAGACCUUAUCGGUGCUACAAGUGCAAUGAACAAGGUCAUAUUGCCAAAGAGUGCAGUAGGGAUAUAGAUACAGGCGCCUGUUAUAGCUGUAGAAAGCCAGGCCACAUACAACGAAACUGUCCCAAUGGGACCAGUGGAGCGAGCAACUGGCGUACUGAAAAUGUACAUCGACGGUCAGAUGAUCUCAAGUGUUAUUGCUGCGGUGGUGUUGGUCACAUAUCACGGGUGUGUCCCACAGCUCAGCGUGAUAUGUUAGGAAAUUUUUCCCUGCUUAAAGACUCGCAUAUGAGAGUGAGGUAAAGCACGAAAUUUGGAGGCGUAUCCUUACAAAGGUAGUGUCCUUGGUAAGUUUUUUGUUAAGAUAAUUUAUUCAA
This is a messenger RNA of Physella acuta, 1494 nucleotides long. RefSeq lists its product as uncharacterized. Lineage: Eukaryota; Metazoa; Mollusca; Gastropoda; Physidae. The record is from RefSeq and is a predicted model, not a curated record. Gene Ontology annotation, molecular function: nucleic acid binding; zinc ion binding.